This is a messenger RNA of Globicephala melas (long-finned pilot whale), 6383 nucleotides long. RefSeq names its product mutL homolog 3 (gene MLH3). Gene Ontology annotation, molecular function: ATP hydrolysis activity; ATP binding; mismatched DNA binding. Lineage: Eukaryota; Metazoa; Chordata; Mammalia; Artiodactyla; Delphinidae. Gene Ontology annotation, biological process: mismatch repair. Gene Ontology annotation, cellular component: mismatch repair complex. The record is from RefSeq and is a predicted model, not a curated record.
UUGCGAGCCAACGUGCGCGCGUCCGGCGUCCGAGGCGGUUGGUGUAAGGGAGUUGUCGAGGCGCGAUACGAGGCAAUUAUUUCCAGUCAGAAAAGGGAACCAGUGCCUGCCUGGCUUUCUCACCAGCUUUCUACCUGCCAUGAUCAAGUGCUUGUCAGUUGAAGUACAAGCCAGGUUGCGUUCUGGUUUGGCUAUAUGCUCCUUAGGCCAGUGUGUUGAGGAGCUUGCCCUCAAUAGUAUUGAUGCUGAAGCAAAAUGUGUGGCUGUCAGGGUAAACAUGGAAACCUUCCAAGUUCAGGUGAUAGACAAUGGAUUUGGGAUGGGGAGUGAUGAUGUAGACAAGGUGGGAAAUCGUUAUUUCACUAGUAAAUGCGACUCUGUACAGGACUUGGAGAACCCGAGGUUUUAUGGUUUCCGAGGGGAGGCCUUGGCCAGUAUAGCUGACAUGGCCAGUGCUGUGGAAAUUUCAUCCAAGAAAAACAAGUCAAUGAAAACUUUUGUGAAGCUGUUUCAGAAUGGAAAAGUCCUGAAAGCUUGUGAAGCUGACUUGACUCGACCAAGUGCUGGGACAACAGUCACCGUAUAUAACCUAUUUUAUCAGUUACCUGUAAGGAGGAAAUGCAUGGAUCCUAGACUGGAGUUUGAGAAGGUUAGGCAGAGGAUAGAAGCUCUCUCACUCAUGCACCCUUCCAUUUCUUUCUCUUUGAGAAAUGAUGUUUCUGGUUCCAUGGUUCUUCAGCUCCCUAAAACCAAAGACAUAUGUUCCCGAUUUUGUCAAAUCUAUGGACUGGGUAAGUCCCAAAAGUUAAGAGAAAUAGAUUUUAAAUAUAAGGAGUUUGAGCUUAGUGGCUAUAUCAGCUCUGAAGCACAUUAUAAUAAGAAUAUGCAGUUUUUGUUUGUGAACAAGAGGCUAGUUUUAAGGACAAAGUUGCAUAAACUCAUUGACUUUUUAUUAAGGAAAGAAAGCAUUAUAUGCAAGCCAAAGAACGGCUCUGCCAGUAGGCAAACGAAUUCAAGUCCUCGGCCUCGGUCUAGCCCAGAACUCCAUGGUAUAUAUGUAAUCAACAUGCAGUGCCACUUCUGUGAGUAUGACGUGUGCCUGGAGCCAGCAAAAACUCUGAUUGAGUUUCAGAACUGGGAUACUGUUUUGGUUUGUAUUCAGGAAGGAGUAAAAAUGUUUUUAAAGAAAGAAAAAUUAUUUGUGGAAUUAUCAAGUGAAGACCUUAAGGAAUUUAGUGAAGAAAAUGAGUUUAGUUUAUUUAGUGCCACUCUUCAGAAGCAAGUGUCCUCUGAUGAGAAUUGUGACCAGGUCAAUUUCCAAGAAGCAUGUAAUAAUAUUUUGGAUUCCUGUGAAAUGUUUAAUUUGCAAUCAAAAGCUGUGAAAAGAAAAGCUCCUGUAGAAAACAUAAGCACACAGAAUUCUAGGGACUCGGAAGCUAUCAGAAAAAAGACAAAUGAUUCAUUUUUGUAUACUUACAAAUCCGAUGGGCCAGCGCAUAGUAAAAUGGAGUCAUCUUUACAAAACGAAGAUAGCGCUUGCUCAGAGUCAAGGAUCUUAGAACAAGAGACAGCUGAAGCAUCAGAAUCAGGAGCAAAUGAGAAACAUAAAAAGUCUUGCUUGGAACUUAACUCUUCAGAAAAUCCAUGUGGAGCCAGUUCAGAAAUGUCUGCAAGCCCUUUUCAGACACUUUAUCACUUUGAGGGGAGUGGAGAAGGUCUAGAAAUACAGAAAGUAAGUACUACUGCUAAUGGCAUGGCUGCCAACAUCCUGAAAAAUAAUAGAAUUCAGAAUCAACCAGAGAGAUUUAAAGAUGCUACUGAAAUGGGAUGCCAACCUCUGCCUGUUGAGACGGCAUUAUCGGGAGCACAUGGUGCUCAGAGAGAAGAGAAAAGAAAAGAAGAACCUAGUAAUUGUGGAAGAAUAAAUGUUUUUAGUUAUGGGCAAGUUAAAUUAUGUUCCACUGGCUUCAUAACUCAUGUGGUACAAAAUGAGCAAACUAAAUCAACUGAAACAGAACAUUUAUUUAACAAUUAUGUUCAACCUGGUUUUGUGAGUGCCAAAGAAACAUUUGGAAAUAGAACAUGCCAUUCAUUUGAGACUCCAAACACCAAAGAUUUAACCACCACUUUAAGUAAAGAAUUUGCUCAACUGCCCAAUAAAAGAUUGUGCAGAACAAAUAUAAGUUAUGGGCUAGAGAACAAACCUACAGCAACUUAUAAAAAUUUUGCUAUUUUUCAGGAAAGUAGUAAAACAUCAUACACAGGUUGCUCACUACCUGAGACAUCCUCUUUCACUUGGGGUAGACGUGGUUCAAAUGGUAGUAAGAACACAGGUAAGUUGAUUGGUUCUGCCAAACCCAUAGCUCAUAAGAAGCUAAGCUUAAGUUCACAACUAGGAUCUUUAGAGAAGUUUAAGAGGCAAUAUGGGAAGGUUAAAAAUCCUCCGAAUACAGAAGUGGAGGAAAGUAUCACUUCAGAAAUCACUACCGAUCUCAGUCCUCAGGUUGAACCUGACAUUCUGUGGAAAGACAAAAACCACUUAGACAACUCUGGUAUUUGUAAAAUCACUACUAUGAAACAUGAUGAUUCAAAUAGUAGUUGUCAACCAGUAAGUCACAUGUUUUAUUCAGAAAAGUUACCAUUCUCCAAGGAAGACAGUUGUUUGGAAGAACAGAUGCCUUGCUUAAGAGAAAGCCCUAUACCUCUACAGGAGUUAUCUCAUUUUAACAGAAAGCCUUUGGAUGUUGAGAAGUCACCUGAAUCACUAGCCUUUAAAUUAUCCAGAUUGAAAGGCUCCGAAAGAGAGACCCAAACAAUGGAGAUGACGAGUCAUUUUAAUGAACUUUCACAAUCAGAUUCCAGUAGGAAAGACAGUGACUUGUCCAGUGGGUUAACCCUAGAUUCUUGUAAGUUAUUUAAAAAUGAGCAUAAAAAACCAGAAAGUGGCGACAUCCCAGUGUCGGACUCUGUCACACAGGGUAAUCCCUUCAAUAAAGACAGUGAGACACAUGCUAACAGCAAUACAACAGAGAACGCUGUGAUGUCAGAAACUCCUUUAGCACUGCCCUAUGAUCAUUCUACAGUUAUUGGUAAGGAUUCAGAUGUUCUUAUAGCUUCAGAACAACAGAUUGGAAGUCCUGACUCUCCGAAUAGAACGUUAGUGAGUCACGGAGAAGAUUCCACAGCUGGCCAAAAUGGAACUUGUUGUGAGAGUGAGGAAUCUAUAGCAAGAACUUGUUCUGAAAAUGAAGAGUCCAACACAUGUUCUUUGGAUUGGCAGCAGCAUUUUGAUGUAGCCCUGGGAAGAAUGGUUUACAUCAACAAGCUAACAGGACUUAGCACAUUCACUGCUCCUACUGAGGACGUUCGGGCUGCUUGUACUAAAGACCUGACAACUAUGGCUGUGGAUGUUCUACUUGAGAAUGGAUCUCAGUACAGGUGUCAUCCUUUUAGAAGCGACCUUGUUCUUCCUUUCCUUCCUAGAGCCCGGGAAGAGAGGACUGUGAUGAGACAGAAUAACAGAGCUACUGGGGACGGUGCUGUUGGUCCCGAAUCGCUUCAGUCUUUGUUCUCAGAAUGGGACAACCCAGUAUUUGCCCGUUAUCCAGAGGUUGCUGUUGACGUUAGCAGCGGCCAGGCUGAGAGCCUAGCAGUUAAAAUUCACAACAUCUUGUAUCCUUAUCGUUUCACCAAAGAAAUGAUUCACUCCAUGCAGGUUCUCCAGCAAGUGGAUAACAAGUUUAUUGCCUGUGUAAUGAGCACUAGAACUGAAGAGAAUGGCGAGGCAGCGGCACAUGUCACAUCACAUUUGCAUUUUGAAAAUACUGCUCUGGCUGCAGUGUGGAGCCUGGAGCGCGUGUCGAGAUGGAGUCCCAGUAACUGCAGAGAGACUUUAGGAGAUUGUUGCAAUAUCUAAGAAAUGAUGGUUAGCUGGGAUCAGGGUGACCUAGAGAGAAAGAUAUUUAGGAGAUAAAGUCAGCAGGACUUGGUGAUGGAUUGGAUAUGGGGAAGGUAUAUCAAAGAUGACUCCUGGUUUUCUGACCUAUGUAACUGAGUGGAUGAUGUUGCAGGACGACGAGGUUGGAGAAGAAGCAGGCAAGAAGGGUGAAAAUCAUGAGUUCAGUCUGAAAUCCCUUUGAAAUGUUCAAGAAUGUGUCAGGAAUAUUACAGGUCUAGGAUGCGAGAAGCAUUCUGACAUGGAGAUCUAAAUCUGAGCUGUCAGCAUAAAGUCAGUCACUGAAGUCAUGUGUAUAAAUUUUAUCACCUAGAAGAAGAAUGAAGAGUGAGGAGGGGAAGAGAGAUUCUGAAUCUAGAGUAAUUCCGCCAUUUAAUAGCUGGGUAGAAAAGGGUGAACCAGCAAGAGAGGUUAUGAAACAACAGAAAUAGGAAGAAAACAAGCAAAGGUUGUGUUGCAAAGCCAAGACUUUGUACUAAGUGCUGCCGAGAGGUUAAGAUGAGGACCAAAAUUAUCUGUUAGGUUUCCAGACAGUGGAGGUCAGGGACUUCAGAUGAGAGCUGUUUCAGAGAAGACAUAGGACAGGAGAGACUCCAAAAUCUGUGACAUGGAAGAGGGACUAAGGAGAGUGAGGGUGCAAGGCUUUUUUUUUAACUGGGAGACUCUCGAGCCAUUUACAAGGAAUGCUUGAUCCUGUCAGGCUCUGGAAAAGGCCUGAGUGGCUGAGUCCUGAGCACCACUCGAGGAGGUGGCUCCCGAUGGGUAGACCUGCAGGCGAGAGCUUCUAAAGUUUGAAAGCAGUUCAUUCUCUUUGUACUUCAAAAUAUUCUUUUUUAUCUUGUUUACAGUAUAAAUUUAUUUAGUAAAUGUCACCAUAGAUCAAAGGUAAAGUAACCAAAAGUUUUGUCGUAAUUAUCAUAAAUAUAGAAUUAGUGAAGGUCAAAUUCUAGUAGUCUUACUACUUCUAGAAAGUGAAUAGAUUGUUUCCUAAAGUUUUGAUUACCUGGAAUUCUUUGUUGUUUAAUACCAAAAUCUCUACUAAUGGCACCUGAGACGGGUGUAGCCACAAAAUCUCCAGACAGUUAAAUUUCUCUUGAGAUUCUGGAUUGUUACGGUAUUGGUUAGCUGCCAUCAAGGAGUACUUUUAUAUAAAGGAUUUUUCGAAAUCAAAAUGUAAGUAUUUUUAUUGUUGCUCACAAAUACCAAAAGCAACCUAUUCCUAUAAUUGAGUUACUUUUAUUUUAAUAUUUGCACAUAUUUUUAAUGGAUAAAUAUACUAUUGUUUUACAUUAUUGUGAAAUUAAUGCCAUAUAAUGGCAUUUUUUAUUGCAUGUUUCCACCUAUAAUAAAAUACAGUUGUUCAGUUAUGAUCCUCUAAAGAAUAAGGAUUCAUUCAUUUAUUCUGUAAAUAUUUACUGAGUGCCUGUUAUGUGCCUAGUGCUAUUAUACAUGCCAGGAAUAUAACAGACAAAAAUCCUUGCCCUGAUGAAGAUUCUAUUCUGUUAUUUUGGAAUAUCAAAAAUACAGCUCUGACAUGAGUAAAUUACCUUCAUAUAUUCUGCUUCAUUCAAUGAAUGGAAAAUACCAUGAACAUUUUGUAGACUAUAAAUCAUUCCUCCAGAGUCAGGUGCAGGAUUGAUUUCGUAUCUUGGUGAUUCACAUUGGCUCAGGUUUUGAGUUUGAGGUUACUCCCUCAUAAUUUAUUAUUUAUUCCAUUGUUCUGCCCAAUACAGGAUGUUCAGUAUUCAUCACAACCAGCUGCAACUCCUCCUAUCCUCAAAGGAGUUUAAAAUUCAACAUUUUGGGGCCUGUUCUGUGGUUGAACAUGCUGUCAGAAAAAUCAUAAUCUUUUUAUUUUUCAAGUCAGUAGCUCUUACGCCAUGAAUUUGAUGGUGUCAUACAAACAAUUUUUUUAAUCUUUAGUAGAAAUAGGAAAAACAGGCAUUAUCUAGUUUGAUCAAAUUCAAGAGGAGAACUUUUAUUUCAAUAUAAUCAGUAACAAUAAACCUCAACCCUUUGGCCAAAAGUAAUAAAAUUACAAGCUAAAAAGAUGUACUAAUGUAAUAGAGAAUCAGUCCUCCUGUCAGUGAGAAAGGGAUUUAUUUCCCUGUAGGUUUGGCUUUGGGGUCAGGACAUUCUGCUUCUGUCUUGCACCUGAGAGUGUAAAGCCUUGCUACUCAAAAUCAAGGUCUGUAAAUAACAUCACCUGGGAGUUUGUUAGACUUGCACAAUCUUGUGUCCCACCCCUAACCUACUGAAUCAGAAUCUGCAUCUUAAUAAGAUCCCCAGGUGAUUUGUCUGCUGUUCAAAGUUUGCAAAGCCUGAGUCUAAAGCUAGGCAAACUGUGGCCUGGGGGCCGGAUCCAGCCAUAACCUGUUUUUGUACAGCCAGGGAGAUAAGAAUGGUUUUUACUUUUUUUUUUUUUAAU